UACAGCAAGAACAUUUUGGACCACUCGCUCACAAGAUGAAGAUAGCAGUGAUUUUACUAGGAUUAGUGGCAACGGCUCUGGCCGACCACAGGGACGGCCCCACUAUCCCGAACAUGCCGGACCUGAACAAGCUGAACAACCUCGCUGGCGGGAAAAUCCCAGAGAUCCCGGCCGGUAUGAAGAUUGAGGACCUUAAGGACGCCUUUUACAACCUCCCACCCACCAUGAAGGACAGGCUCAACGAGAUGGCACAGUCAUUUGGCAUGCAGUUGGAUGACGUUGAAGAUGCCCUGAACAACCCUCCCCAGAAACUCAAGGACUACUUUGAGAAGAAUGCCGAAAAGGGUGGUGCCGAGCAGCCCAAACCGUUCGUGCCCGCAAGUGACUCAGCCACCGGCGGCAUGGACAGCAUCCUCGAUGGCAUGGACCUCGGACCCAUGGGAAACAUGAUGAAGGGUAUGGACAUCGGUGCUAUGAUGGAGAACAUGGACAUGGGCGCCAUGUCUGACAUGAUGAAGAAUGUGGACAUCAACGGGCUCUUGAAGAACAUGGACAUCGGACCCAUGGGAGACAUGAUGAAGAACAUGGACCUCAACGCCAUGAUGAAGAACAUGGACAUCGGAUCAAUGAUGAAGAACAUGGACAUCGGAUCAAUGAUGAAGAACAUGGACAUCGGAUCAAUGAUGAAGAACAUGGAUCUCGGCGCCAUGGGCGAUAUGGUCAAGAACGUCGACGUUAAUGGGCUUAUGAAGAACAUGGACCUCGGCGCCAUGGGCGAUAUGGUCAAGAACGUGGAUAUCAACUCUAUGAUGAAGAACGUCGACGUCGGUUCCAUUGUUAAGGGUAUGGGUGUUGGCAAGAUGGCUGAUAUGGUCAAGAACGUGGAUGUCGCCGGUAUGAUGAAGAACGUGGAUUUGGGCGCUAUGACUGACAUGGUGAAGAAUGUUGACGUCGCUGGACUCAUGAAGAACAUGGACAUGGGAGCCAUGGGCGAUAUCAUGAAGAACGUUGAUGUUGCUGGUAUUAUGAAGAACAUGGACAUGGGAGCCAUGGGCGAUAUCAUGAAGAACGUGGAUGUUGCUGGUAUGAUGAAGAACAUGGAUAUGGGCGCUAUGACUGACAUAAUGAAGAAUGUAGAUAUUGGUGGAAUCAUGAAGAACAUGGAUAUGGGUGCUAUGGCCGGCAUGAUGAAAAACAUGGAUAUGGGUGCUAUGGCCGGUAUGAUGAAAAACAUGGAUAUGGGAGCUAUGACCGGUAUGAUGAAAAACAUGGAUAUGGGUGCUAUGGCCGGCAUGAUGAAAAACAUGGAUAUGGGUGCUAUGGCCGGCAUGAUGAAAAACAUGGAUAUGGGAGCUAUGACCGAUAUGAUGAAGAACGUCGACGUCGCCGGCAUCAUGAAGAACAUGGAUAUGGGUUCCAUUGGAAAAAUGAUGAAGAAUGUUGACAUCGGUUCCAUCAUGAAGAACUUCGACCUUGGAUCCAUCGGCGGCAUGUUUAAGAACAUGGAUAUGGGCGCCAUGCUCAAGAUGGCCGGACCAAUGCUUGGAAUGGACCUUGGACCCGUGCAAGGAAUGCUUGGCCCAAUCAUGGAUAUGAUGAAAGACUUUGACCUCGGCAGCAUCUUGGGUCUCGUAAAGGAGCACAAGUUCGACCUUGAGACACUCAUUGACCUCAAGGACAUGGCAUGGGACUACCUGGAGCAGAGGGGUGUACCAAUGGACGACCCAAUGGCCUUCCUGGACUUUGUGCACGAGAAGAUUAAGUCCCUGCCCCUUCCCCCAGACAUGGACAUCACCCCCGUCCUCAACAUGGUGCACGGGCAACUCGAGUCAAUGGGAUUCCCCGAGGACAAGACCCAGAUCAAGAGCUGGCUCCUGGAACAGGCUGGACUCAUCGGCAUCAAGGACAUCGAGGAGCUUAAGGACCCCGAGGUUUUGUCCCGUGUGAUGAUGAAGAAAGCCUUCCGUAUGUUGGGCUUGGACGAGAACGAGGAUCCCUCCGUGGUGAAGGACCGCAUUCACGAGCAGCUCCUGGAGGAGGCCGAGAAACUAGGCGCCUCCAUCCCCAAGGACGCCAGCCCAGCACAUGUGAUGAAGGAGAUGGACAAGGUGCUCACCAAACACCUCAACGAGAUGCUUGGCCUUAAGGCUGACUCUAUCCUCCCCGGCCACCUCCACCGUGCUGCCAUGGAGAAACUCCAGAACUCCGGCAUCCCAGUCAAUGAUUUCGGUGCCCUGAAGAAGCACGUUAUCAGCAUGGCCAUGAAGCACCUCAUGAAGUCAGUGACACCGAUGGUGAUGAACUUCUUCAUGGGCGGCCACCGCCAGCAGGCACCACCACCGCAGCCAAUGAUGCCGCCAAUGAUGCCGCCAAUGAUGCCACCACAUAUCCCAAUCAAUUUGGCCGUGUCCGUGAACGUGGACGGGCCUCAGCCACAGAUCGUCCAGAUGCCAAUGCCAAGGUACCUCCAUGGCGCCGAGCCCGCCCUUGACCACUCCGGCCUCGACAACAUGAACGACGAGGAGAUGUUCCACCACAUCAUGGCCGUCCGUCAGGGUCUCAUGAGCGGCGAGAUGCCAGAGGAGAUACUCCAGGAAAUGAUCGAAGACCUCAUGUCCGCUCGCUUGAGAAACCGUGUGUUGACUGUGAGAAACAUGUUCCUGAGUGACCGUCUGGCAGCCAUGGAACACGAGAUGGACAUGAUGGCCGCGCACCAGCAGCAGCAGGAGAUCCCCCGGCCCCACCGCCUCCGCCGCCCCCAGAGGCCCCGCUCUACCAGGCGCCAGCCCGCCCAGCGCCAGGUCGAGAGCCCCCUGCUCAAGGCUCUUCUCAGGCCCAGGGUACUUUAAGAUGGACGUUCCCAAUUAAAGAUGACGCCAGCUACCAUUUCUACGAAAGCAGUGUAGCCGCAAUGUUUCUCCGCUUGUUCAGUUUCCAAUGAAAUCCGUUUUUCUUGUUAUAAAUUUUUGUAUAAAAUUAAUUGUACUGAUGAUGCCCUAAGAAUAUUCCGGAUGAUGUUAUAUGAAUAUUGAGUUUCGAAAACAUUUCGUCGCAUAUAGGGCCGUUGAAUGUUCUUGUUUUAUGGUUUAAUUCUGCAGGUCAGAUAUACUUCAUCGUCAAGUCUUUAUUAUCUUAAUGUAUUGCCUGUCUCACAAUGUCUCUUGUUAUACAUAUAGUUAAAUUAAGUAUGUGUAAUACAUGUAGAAGGGAACAAAUGUCUCAUAUUUAAGUUGUUAUCAAUAUCGUACUAUGGCAUACGUGUUCUCUAUGUGAUAUCUCAAUAUGGAUCUAGUAUAACAGUUGAAAAAUAAAAGAUGUUAUUGUA
This is a messenger RNA of Mya arenaria, 3325 nucleotides long. RefSeq lists its product as uncharacterized. NCBI's taxonomy places the organism in Eukaryota, Metazoa, Mollusca, Bivalvia, Myida, Myidae. The record is from RefSeq and is a predicted model, not a curated record. The coding region runs from base 36 to 2849 and encodes 937 amino acids. The transcript has 13 exons.